Molecule: messenger RNA, 960 nt
Organism: Capsella rubella
Lineage: Eukaryota; Viridiplantae; Streptophyta; Magnoliopsida; Brassicales; Brassicaceae
Exons: 3
Coding region: 1-960 (319 amino acids)
Source: RefSeq, a predicted model, not a curated record
AUGGCGGGUGAUGAACCAAAAUCAUCCGCUGUUAAAGACGACGCUGAUGAAGAUCCCUACAACCAUCCAUAUGAUGGUUUCGGGUGGUUCCAAAAUGUCAUGGACGACCCGAAUCCAAAUUUGAUGGACAUGGCCUUCACGGGAAAUACGUCUCCUUCUAUGUGUCCUCCAUUAUUACCCUUGGACGUUGACCAAACUCAGUUGUUCCACGAGCUUGAUCUUUCCAUCUCUAAUUACGAUACCAACGACGAUUUUGAUGUACUGUCUUUUUUCGACGACGGAAUUACAACAUCUUUAGACAUGUUAGAACCAUUAAAUGAUGGUCCUAAUGAAAACGUUAACAAUGAUUCCCAAGGAGAGAUUACUUAUGAUUAUGUUAAUGAUCAUAACAAUAACAAUGUGGGUGAAACUACUAGACUUGAAGUGAGUACUCGUGUUUUCGGUGAUCCUAAUGGUCCAAACUAUGAAAUCGGCGGUACAUCAACAACACCUGUAGCCUCUGAUAAAGACUUCGCAUGCGACUGUUGCACAAUGCUUCGAGAACUAGUCCAUAUGAAGGAAGGGGAAAUAAUGACUACCCUCGUCAUAUACGGAGGGAUUGGUUUCAUUUGCCAUGCGUUUCUCCAUACUCGACUGCUUCCUUCUGAUUCUACGGAACCGCAACCACAGAAUCAACCUGAACCUCAAAAAAUUCAUCUGAUGGAUUUAACUAUGGAGGAGGUAAAGAAGUUUAUAGAAGAUUAUUGCUCCCAGAGAUUAGCAAGCGGGUUAUCACUUGUGCAAGACACUAAUGCGGCAUUCUAUGAAGCCAUGAGUGUCAACUCCAUUUUUAACCAGUCUCCGCCUAUGUUGGCACCAUCAACAUUUACUGAAGCUCUUGAUGUUUCACUUGUUCCGCUAAAUGUUGGACUAGCGACAGAGGAACCCACCGCUGGUAUUUACUUAAGAGAAAUCGAGUAA